Molecule: messenger RNA, 3599 nt
Organism: Hipposideros armiger (great roundleaf bat)
Lineage: Eukaryota; Metazoa; Chordata; Mammalia; Chiroptera; Hipposideridae
Gene: NKX6-3
Product: NK6 homeobox 3
Exons: 4
Coding region: 2600-3457 (285 amino acids)
Biological process (GO): regulation of transcription by RNA polymerase II; cell differentiation
Cellular component (GO): nucleus
Molecular function (GO): RNA polymerase II cis-regulatory region sequence-specific DNA binding; DNA-binding transcription factor activity, RNA polymerase II-specific
Source: RefSeq, a predicted model, not a curated record
CUCCGGUGAGGUACCCACCUCCUGGAAACCUGGACAGCCCUUUAAUCAGGACGCUCAUUUUGGGAGAAGCCCUCCCAGCAUCUAAGAUCGUGGAGCAGAGAUUUCUGUCCCACCUGAUGACUACCAUGAGACGGGGGCAAGUCUAAGGUGGGUGGGGGGGAAGCACCACAAACCACUGGGGAUGUUCCUGAUCCCACAGCCGGCGUACACUCAGGGGAACCCCCCAGCACUCCCUGUGAAGCUGUCUGGCCCCUGCAUUUGAUGCCAUUCAAAGUUGAAUAACUUUCUAGAAAAUCGCCCUGUUCCUAACAGCUAGUUCCUACUGCUGCAUACAAGGCUGGCCACCAAGCUGGCCUCAGUUUGCUCAUCUGUCAAAUGGGGAACUGGAUUAAGCACUUGCUAAGACCUCUUCAGUUUGUCCUCCUGAGAUUCCUAAACAUGAAUGCCUUUGUCAACCUUGGCAUUAAAUAAGAGCCAAAUCAUUUGCUGCAGCUUUUCUUCCUCAUAAGUUCCCAUCAUUAAAAGGUGACCAAGUCACAGUCACAGGAUCUUAGGAGCACUCCUAGCCCUCACUCUGAAGCUUCUUUCUCAGAGUCAGGAAAACCACCCAGGCCACGGGGCCAGGGCUGUGCAUACAAAUGGCCCAGAGGGUUUUCAGAAGCAGAGGUUCAGAAUCACCACUGCCUGUGUGGGGCCGGGCUGCAGCACUGGGAUUCAGAUUAAGUGCAGCUUGGUAGCAUAGCCAACUCUAAUGGAUAAGAACCUUUUUUUCUUAUUUUUAAUCCAAAUUUCUAGAAAAACAAUCUCCACAUGCAGCCUUUGUGAGGUCUUUUUUGCAUUAAACUCCAUCAUUUACGCUACAGAGGGCAUGGCUCAGAAACCAAUUCCACCGUGACCAGAUAAUAGCAGUGUGACGGGCCGGGCCCUGAGGGAGAGGGGAGACCUCCUGAGUCCUGGGCCCUGGGCCUCCCGCUGGAAACCAAGGAGAAGCCCAGCUAUGAGUACUUAUAUCUCACCUGCUGAAGAGCACCCAUGGGGUGGCGAGACAGCCAAGGAGCCCACAGCCUGGUCAGGAAAGGCUUUGGGACUGGCAGGCAGAGGAGGGACAGAAGUCCAUCUGUCUGGCAGUCGCUAUUUUUCCUGUCAUUUUGCCUGUUCAGACCAGUGGCAUGCUAGUUUCCAUUAAAAACAAGCAAACAAACAAACAACUGCAAGAAAAGACACUGUUCCAAAGAAAAAUAACUCAAGAUUUUUGCUGUGGUUUCCCCCUUUGUAAAAUGAGAGAUAGCCCCUAGUAGAACUUUCUCUGUUGUAAAAAUUUAUUAGAAAAAGAAAAAAAAGAAAAGUCUGUGGGUGCUCUGUGAUUCAAUCCAGUUUCAUCCGUCAAAUACUUACUGAGCACCAACCAAGUGCCAGGCACAGGGACCCACUGCUGAAUCAACAGCCAUCUCAGUCAUCAAAGAUUUCCAACCCAGGUGCCAAGACAGACAGAACAUGGCAAUGGCUCCAGCAGAGGCACAAGUGACCCCUCCUCCGAGGAGAAAGGGAGGACAGAGGCAUCAGGGGAGGCUGCCCUGAGGCAGAGACAGGACGAGCAUACACCCAGCUGGCCCACAGCUGCCCCAGUCCGCCAGGCAGGCUCUCACCCCAGGCUCUCAGGCCAGUCACAGGGAUUUGCAUCCCGCCCCCGCCCCUCCAAAAAAGCCCAGCCUUCCCACUUACCCAUCCCAGCACGAGGAGGGAAGGGAAACAUCCAUGGUCACACUGCACACUCCCCUAGCGUCUUGGGUAUCUGCACAUAAGGGGCCUGAGCACCCCCAGGACAGCGAACCCUGAGCCAGGCUUCCUCACCCACAGGGGGGAGCAGCUACAGGAACUGUGACUGUCAGCUGCCUCAGGAGGCUCCUCCAGGGGCCCUCCAGGUACCCACUUUUUCCUAGAUGCUGGUGUUGGGGUACUAGGAGCAGGUGGACCCUCUGCAAAUGAACUGAGCUUCCAGAGCUCAUAUUCUCUCUCUCUCUCUCUCUCUCUCUCUCUCUCUCUCUCUCUCACACACACACACACACACACACACACACACACACACACACCCUGGCUGAUUUUACAGUCAAUCUUUCAAAGUGCAAUUUGUCUAGGGAAAGCCAAUGUGAGGCCCGUGUGGAUUUCGACCAAUGGUGACGCAGCUGGCGCUCCUCAGCCAGUCUCCGGUCUGUAUUCUAAUGGGCCAUAUCUUUAUCAGGGAAAUGUUGCUUCUCUGAACUUAAAACUUCUCAUGGAGGGUCCCCAGACUCAGAGGCUGAGGAGGGGUCUGAGCUGAGGUGUGGGAGCCGCCUUUCUCCAGGCCUGGCAGGGAGAGAGGGAAAGGGCGCGGGUGAGGCCUCUCACCUGUCCGGGAGCACCUGACUUCCUAGCAGCUGACGUGGGUGCCAGUCCCUGGGCAGGGGCUGGGCAGAUGCCUUAGGUUGGAGGGCUGUCUGGGGCUCCAGGCCGCUUUUGACCCUCCAAACCUGCCAUGGGAUUCUGGGCCAGAGCACGGGGUCUCAGGGUUUAGGGGCCUGGAUUUGGGCUUCCUGCUUUCCCUCACCUUGACCUGGGGAACAUGGAGUCCAACCUGCAAGGGACGUUCCUGCUGAACAACACGCCGCUGGCUCAGUUCUCGGAGAUGAAGGCGCCCGUGUGCCAGUACUCCGUGCAGAACUCCUUCUACAAGCUCAGCCCCCCAGGGCUGGGCCCCCAGCUGGCCGCCGGGACCCCCCACGGCAUCACAGACAUCCUGAGCAGGCCUGUGGCCACGCCAAACAACAGCCUGCUUUCCAGCUACCCCCAUGUGGCAGGUUUUGGUGGACUCGGCUCCCAGGGGGUCUACUAUGGCCCCCAGGUGGGGAAUUUUUCCAAAGCUGGAAACGAGUACCCCACCCGGACCCGGAACUGCUGGGCAGACACAGGCCAAGACUGGCGAGGCGGGCGGCAAUGCAACAACAAACUGAUCCAGGGUCCCCGUGAUGCCAGUCAGGGAAUGGAGGAGAUGGCAGGACAUGCACAGACAGCCCCAGACCCCCUGAGUGACAGCAUCCACAAGAAAAAGCACACCCGGCCCACCUUCACGGGGCACCAGAUCUUUGCCCUGGAGAAGACCUUUGAGCAGACCAAGUACUUGGCUGGCCCUGAGAGGGCGAGACUGGCGUACUCACUGGGGAUGACUGAGUCGCAGGUCAAGGUGUGGUUCCAGAACCGGAGGACCAAGUGGAGGAAGAAGAGCGCCCUGGAGCCCUCGUCCUCCACGUCCCGAGCCGCCGGCAGCGCCGGCUCGGGCGGGGACCGCGCGGCCUCGGAGAACGAGGACGACGAGUACAACAAGCCGCUGGACCCUGACUCGGACGACGAGAAGAUCCGGCUGCUGCUCCGCAAGCACCGCGCCGCCUUCUCGGUUCUCAGCCUGGGCGCGCAUGCCGUCUGACCCCCUCCCCGCCCGCCCCGGCCCGGCCAGUUGUCUGCAUCUCAGAAGGGCCUGCCUUCAGUCCCCUUCCCGCCCCCUCGCUGCUUGGGGGGGGGGACAGGGGGCAGAACGCUAACCCGAGGGGCUGCGGAGGAGGAGGGAG